Saitoella complicata NRRL Y-17804 is the source of this 567-nucleotide messenger RNA. RefSeq names its product DNA-binding domain of Mlu1-box binding protein MBP1. The transcript has 2 exons. The annotation marks the transcript as partial. Gene Ontology annotation, molecular function: DNA binding; transcription regulator activity. Gene Ontology annotation, cellular component: SBF transcription complex; MBF transcription complex. The record is from RefSeq and is a predicted model, not a curated record. Lineage: Eukaryota; Fungi; Ascomycota; Saitoellomycetes; Saitoellales; Saitoellaceae.
AUGUUGGCCUCUCGUGCCUCGAUUGCUCGGACUCCUGAGCGACUUGAUCCGCCGUCCCGCAGAGUCACACGCCCAUCCAACUCAGCAGCCUCGUUCAACUACAAGUCACACUCCCCCCAGCAAAACAAUCGAAUUCCCCAAAUCAUCACCCCCUCGGGCGACGCCGACGAAAUCCUCUACGACAUCCACCGUCCCACCGGUCCCAACGCUCCCUAUGCCGAGAGGAUAUCUGGGGUGGUGAAACAGAUCAAGAAGGCCAAGUAUGCCACCUCCGUGGACGAUCGCGGUUAUCUCUCUGUCUUCGAAUACCCACUCAAAGAUCAUGCGGUCAUGUGGGACUAUACGUCCGGCUACAUCCACCUCACCGGAAUCUGGAAAGGCCUCGGAAACCAGAAAGCAGACGUCGUCAAACUCCUCGAGAACCACCCCGAACUCCAAGGUCUGAUCGUUCGUAUCAGAGGCGGGUAUCUCAAGAUUCAGGGGACUUGGGUGCCAUUCGACGUCGCGAAACGUUUGGCUGAGCGUACAUGCUAUGAGAUUCGGUAUACUUUGGUUCCGAUAUUUGGC